ACAGUUGUCUCCCCCAUGAAAAACAUUGACCAGUCAGUAGUGUGCAUUAAGAACAGGUGACCUUUAUAAAUAUCAGUGCUGCUGUUUAUGGCCUUUUAUUCUGAUGUGUCCACAAAAACAAGCUUUCCUCUCAGGUGUAGGAGGAGCUGACUUUCCUGAGGCUCAGUGGGUAAAAAUUAACCCCCGGAAGCAGCAUCAGUAUUCCUAAGGAAUUGAUGCCUCUCUCUAGCACUAUUGUUUGUGGUUGCCUGAGAACAGAAGCCUGGAAACCAAAAAUAUGAGAUGCUUAGCAGGACUUCUCUUCUUACUGUCAGGCUGCCUGGCCUCGAAGCCUCAACCAUGCUCAAGUCCUCCUCUUAUGAGCGGAGCCUUCACUGUGACCACACAGAAUGAAAAGCUGCUUACCACGGCGCAGUACCUGUAUGAUGCUUUGGGAGAACGGAUCCGCAUCUUUGAGCAGGGCACUUAUGAGAAUAAGACCUUCAUCCGUGACGUUCUUUUGCUCUACAGAGAGGGUGCCAUGUAUGACAUUUUCGAUAAUAACCGUACAUGCAAGAAAACACCUCUGAAGGCAGCCUUCCAGCCCCUGGAAGUCCCGAAAACUGCAUCUCUGCUGGGUCAAGUUAUUCUGGGCAGCUCGAGUAAACCUGGAGGAGGACUCCUGGUCAACUCCUGGUGGGGAGAACUGUCCGAGAAAGCAGGAAAGUUCUUGACCACGGUUACUGAAUUUGGAUGCAUUCCUAUCAACUCUUUGUACCAAACUGAGGAUUUUGGAUGGACAGUGAUCAACUUCUUUGACAACAUCAUUGGGAUUUCGGACCCCAACCUGCUCAACCCCCCAGACUUCUGCUCCAACGCAGACACUGAAAAGGAGCCAGUAGACUUCCUCAGCUUGUUCCAUAAAAAGAACUGACAGCCUACUUUAAACUAAGGUCUCAAACCUUCAUUAAAAUGUUUAAAUAGAAAAAGCAAAAACCCUGACUCAUACAGCGUAUAGUAUACAUCACACUUAGUCCUGCUAAGAACAUGGGUAAUUCAAGGCAUCUUAAAGAAAAUUCAGAAUAAUUUUUCAUAUUUCUGGCAUAUUAUUCAUAUUAACUAUGCAUUUUAAAAUUAUUUGUAAGGUAAGAAGAAUUGUUAAUAACAAUCAUAUCACAAAGAAUUACCACCAAACUCUGCAUUACCUCUGAGCUCAUAUUACAUCACUUAAAGUGUGGUGUUUGUGAUUCUAGAUGAAUGCUACUCGGUGGCAACUGUUUGCUAACAUGUUUGACAUAAAAACUUAUGUAAGGUGGUCUCUCAAUGUGGGUUUUGUUGUCAUAAAUUCAUUCAGCUUUUUAAAAUGAAUAUUGGAUGAUUUCAGCCUUCUUUCAUCAACAGAAAAACUGUUAUUUUUCAUUCAACAGUAGACCUUCAGUUAGUUUUCUUUAACAGUCUAUAGCAGGAUAGGUCUCAUAUUUACUUACAUACUCCCACUUUCUAACAAUAUGCUGAUGUGUCAUUAAGUUUAUCAAUAAAAUACUAAAGAAAUUCAUUUAUUACAAUGUACAGAAAUGUAAUAUUGGG
Monopterus albus (swamp eel) is the source of this 1566-nucleotide messenger RNA. Its product is annotated as ependymin-like. The transcript is spliced from 6 exons. Gene Ontology annotation, cellular component: extracellular region; lysosome. NCBI's taxonomy places the organism in Eukaryota, Metazoa, Chordata, Actinopteri, Synbranchiformes, Synbranchidae. Bases 278 to 913 code for a protein of 211 amino acids. Gene Ontology annotation, biological process: cell-matrix adhesion. Gene Ontology annotation, molecular function: calcium ion binding. The record is from RefSeq and is a predicted model, not a curated record.